This is a messenger RNA of Suillus fuscotomentosus, 1653 nucleotides long. RefSeq lists its product as uncharacterized. The coding region runs from base 1 to 1653 and encodes 550 amino acids. The record is from RefSeq and is a predicted model, not a curated record. NCBI's taxonomy places the organism in Eukaryota, Fungi, Basidiomycota, Agaricomycetes, Boletales, Suillaceae. The transcript has 6 exons.
AUGUCUUCCUUACAGCAAGCAGACAUCGUGUUCCUUGCCAGCUUAGCUUCUGUGGAGGCACUCUUCUGCUUACCAUCUGUCGGAGUGAUAGGAGCGGGAACUCAGGAAAGCCAAUGGCUAGGGUACAUGCAUGGAUCCUGCGCCUUCUUCCACUGGUUCCCUCAGCUUCUCUCACAUCCAGAUAUCAUGGCUCUCAUCCCUGGAGGUUCUCCUACCCUUGGCGCAGCCUCUGCAGCUCCCUUCCCCUCAACACAACCUCUGCCCUCGAGUUCUCAGCUGCAACCUAACAACAAGAAGUCACGCAAGCAAGACAACCAGCGCCCUCAGGCUGAUGUGCAGCAGGAUUUGGAUUGGGGCUUUGACCAGGAUACUCUCGCUGACUUGGAGACCCACUGGCACGAUUCGUCACUCGACGCCGGGGCUGAGAUGAAUGAUGGGUUGAGGGUGCUUCAGCAUGCACUCCAGUCUGCUGGUGCUGGUGGCCAGCCUGUAUUCCCAUCGUUCCAUGAUAUCUUGACGGCUCCUGCGCAACCUCCUAAUGAUGACACCUCUGCCAUGCAUGCGUUCCCGAUCCACACUCCAUCAAAGCCCCCCCACAUCACUGAUCAACUUGACCCUUUGUGGGCAGGUGACCUAAACACGCGUGCACGCGAGGCGAUUGAGAGCACGAGGGUGGCAGGUCGUCGGAAAGAGAUGGAACGGAAAGCCAAACAGCACUUUGUGCUGUACUGGUUUGAUGCAGACAAUGCGCCUGUGCUGAUGCAAUGGGUCAUGCACUGCCCAUACUUCCCUCAGUACCAGCUCUCAGACGAUCCUGCGCUUGUUGCAUCCCUUGGCGACAAUAUCCUCAAGAUCGAUGUUUUUGAGGAACACUUCAUGUGGUGGAUUCCUUCUGCGCUCACGUACCCCUUCACCCUUGACUUGUGGUGUCAUAUCUUCAUUCAAUGCCACAGCGUCACUGACUGCAGUGAUUUCAACGAUCUCUUCAAGUCCUCAAAGCUGGUGGCUCGCCCCACACACAUGCGCUUCAACAUGAAAGGUGAGUGUGAUAGUUUGCACAAGACGAACAAGCAGCAACAGGCAUCUGCUGCUGCUUCCUCGUCGGACGUCGAGAUCAUUGACGACACGCAGCUCACGCCAAAACCCACCUUGGGCAAACACCACCGUCUUGCUACCCCACCACUAUCCCCCACUCAACUACUAUCUGACUCAGACAAUGAUUUCGACACUUGUCUCACUCGCUCAAUGUCGCCAACACCACCGCUCAUCAUGUCAUCAUCAUCCUCACCCGUCGAGUCAACGCCACGUGUCAUUCCUGUUCAUAUUCCGAUCUACAACCCAGCCAAGCCACGACAGAGGUGGCUACAUGGAAUGUACACGGUUGAUAUGGCCAUUGGCUUUCAGCAGAUGGCCAUCCCAAAGCUUCGUGGCUUCUAUGGCCAGGAGCAGCUUUUUCGUCUGAUCUUUGGCGACACUCCAUUUGUCAAGACCACAUACCAUGAUAAUCACAAGGCAUGGCUCGAGACAGACCUGACUGUCCUUGAGACACACAAACUCACUGGACGCACUGAAGAUGGCCUCUGGGAAAACUACCUUGCAGCACAGCGCGCUGCCUUGGGUCUGGGCAGCAAGAAAUGUAGUGGGCGGAAGUAA